Adineta steineri is the source of this 1236-nucleotide messenger RNA. The record is from the annotation of a GenBank genome assembly. Lineage: Eukaryota; Metazoa; Rotifera; Eurotatoria; Adinetida; Adinetidae.
AUGGUGCUACUUAAAUAUAUAUUUUUGGUAGUAUUUUUUUCAUUAAUUGGCUGUUGUUUUGGCCGAUUAAAUUAUUCAACAGUACAUUGUUUACAAGGACCUGAUUUUUGGUGUUUAAAUGAAACGACAGAAGCACUGUGCAAUUUUAAUAAUAAAACUAUAGGUUUAUGUGGUUAUACAAAUAAACGUUGUCAGAUAAAAACAGGCGAUGAUUUUUGUAAAUCAGCUCCACCGGCUCAACAACAACCAGCACUGGAAUUCAAUGGUGGUUUAACAGGUGUUGAUGAAAAUUAUUUUGCUUAUUAUAUACUAAGUCUUUAUUGGCCACCAUCAAGUUGUCCAUUGGUUUAUAAUGAAACAACUGAUUUAUUACGUUUUUUUUGUUCACCAUAUACAAAUUUAAAUCAACCAGGUAGUGAACGUUUAGUAUUACAUGGUCUUUGGCCAACAUUUUCUACGGAUGGUAAUUAUCAAGGUUGGCCACAAUUUUGUUCAUCAGAACAGAAAGAUUGGUCGAGUUGUCAUAUUGAUGGAAAUUUAUGUCCAUGGAAAAAUACAACACACAGUGAUUUUACUCAAGGUGUUUACGAAUAUUGUUUAGCAAGUGAGAAUAUCGAACAAUGUCUUGUUAAUGGAGCGGAAAUUCUUGAACCUGAAAAAGAACGUUUAAAAACAUUAGCACCAGGAUAUUUAAAUACAUUAAACUUAUUUAUCAAUCACGAAUGGACAAAACAUGGUUCUUGUUGUUCAUCAUCAUUUGGCAAUAAUAUAUCCAAUUAUUUAACCCAUAUGCUUGAUUUAACUGAUAUGGUUACAAGUCCGGGUAGCUUAACUUAUGAGUAUAUUCAACGUUAUGCUGGAGAAAAAAUUGGUUUAAGUUAUCUUAUAUCAGUACUUAAUGAUACAUCGAUUAUUAAUUGUAAUUCCAAAUGUGAACUUGAAGAAUUAUGGAUGUGUAUGAGUCGAGAUCAUCGAACAGGUUUACCAAGUAAAUUAAUGCCUUGUCCACUAGGUGCACGUCAUACAAGUGAUUCAUGUCAAAAAGCUCGAUGUGAAUAUGUAUCUAUUCCAUUACGAAACAAACCUCAAUACACUACUACUACUACUACUAAAACCAGUGAUGAUUACAUUCAAACAUUAUGGACAAGAUUUAUGCUUAUUAUUCUCAUAUUAAUAAUCUUAAAACUUGUUGUAGUUUUUUGUGGAGGUUGUUGCGCAUUUUUUCUUCCUUACUAG